Molecule: messenger RNA, 1426 nt
Organism: Sinocyclocheilus anshuiensis
Lineage: Eukaryota; Metazoa; Chordata; Actinopteri; Cypriniformes; Cyprinidae
Product: CD81 antigen-like
Exons: 8
Coding region: 194-910 (238 amino acids)
Cellular component (GO): plasma membrane
Source: RefSeq, a predicted model, not a curated record
GCUUGGCACGGAACACGGACAUCUCUCUGUUUUUUUCCUGGCUCAGUGCGUUUAUAUAAACACACGAGGUCGUGGGUAGCCUAUAGUCUCUCAGAGAUCCGGACUGCCUGCAUAUUAUCGACUCAUAUCCAUCUGUGAAACAAAUUCACUCAUCUUCCUCCAGAGUCCAGACCAGCAUCGACGAUAUCAAGCCAUGGCUGUUACCGGCUGCUCUCAGUGCAUCAAAUAUAUGCUCUUCUUCUUAAACUUCAUUUUCUGGCUGGCUGGCGGUGUGAUUUUGGGUGUAGCUCUAUGGCUUCGUCAUGACAGUCAAACCAGCAACCUCCUAAUGCUCCAGUUUGAGGGGAAUCAAGCACCAGGAACCUUUCAUAUCAGUGUGUAUGUUCUCAUAGCAAUUGGGGCUGUAAUGAUGUUUGUGGGGUUCCUUGGUUGUUAUGGAGCUAUUCAGGAAUCUCAGUGUCUCUUAGGAACGUUCUUCACAUGUUUAGUGAUCCUCUUCGCCUGUGAGGUGGCAGCAGGAAUAUGGGGCUUUAUUAACAGGGACACGAUCUCCACUGAGCUCAUUAACUUCUAUGAUGCUGCAUACAUUAAAGCUGUGGAUCCUGUGGAUACAACGUCCAGACAGGCAGCUUCCAAAGUUCUGGAGGUCUUCCAUGACACACUGGAGUGCUGUGGUAAAGGAGAUGAUAAUCAACUUUUCACAGCUGUCCAGUCCUCUCUGUGUCCCAAAAAGACCAUCCCAGUUGACCCACUCAUCUCUCAGAGUUGCCACACAAAGCUAAGGGAUCUGUUCACUGAGAAGCUCCAUGUCAUUGGAUUGGCUGCCCUAGUGAUUGCUGUCAUUAUGGUUUUUGAGAUGAUCUUCACCAUGGUCCUCUGCUGUGCAAUCCGCAAUGCUCCUGCAUAUUGAGUUGCUGGAUGAUGACCAGCCUGAUCAGCAAUGUUUGAUUUUUGCUAGUGAUGGGAUGGAGGCCAUUUCACUUCUGCAUUUCCUCUCUUUUCAAGUUCAAGUGUCCACACACUGAACAUUGAUCCCUGUGUUUGUAGAGAGGACUUCCAAUGGCAUCAGAAUACAACACCAAGUGCUAUUAUAAAUAAACCAGUAACCAAUAUCAGGGAGGAGGAGUAAUGUGAUUGAAAGUAAUAUGGAUAACAUUGAUUUUAUGUUGUAUUGUUUUACUUUUAUUUAAUAAUUUUAUUAGAUUUGCUCUUACAUUGCUCUUAUGGUCUGUUGUUCAACUUUUAGUUGCUUUUAGCAUGUGUGUGUGUGCUUGUUUGCUAAAUAAAUCAUUGUGAUGUUUAUAGAGAGAUACAUGUUAUGAAUCCGUUAUGCAACGGUAAUUUGUGUCUUCUGAGAAAGCAUAUCAUACAUUAGACUUUACCAACCCAUAAUAAUGAUGUCAUGAUAAUCGAAUGAUAACCCACA